CACACGCACACAUAUAUACACGCCCUCCACCCCCAUCGCUGCAGUGUCUCAACUGCCUUGGAGCAAACAAGAGAGGAUAUAGAACACAGACGUUAAUAAGACAGAGAAAGAGGGGCGCUGAAAGAGAGAGAGAGAGAUGUACGUGAGUGUGUGUGACCCUGUGAAUAUGAGGAAGAUAUGAAGAUGAAGCAGCAGGACUAAAGGUGGAUUGCACAGAGCCUUUCUCUCCCUGCAAAGGCUUGUCUGCAGUAUCCUUUGUAAAUGGAUGCUGGCUUGUGAGCACGACUCGGAGGCCUUCAGUUGCUGGGGAGAUAUCAGACCACAGAAGAAGCAGCAAAGUUUUUAUCAGGAAGAUCAAGCAAAACAGGCCAAUUUCUAACUGAGGUGGAUGGUAGCAGAAGCCAAGCAAGGGCAACGUACCACAAGAGCCAUGUGGGAGGAGAGUGAGGGAGUUUUGCUAUUCUCACACAUCAAGCCCAAACACUUUGUCUACUGAUAUACGCUUAACGUUCUCCAGCACUCUUCCAGAGCUUUUCCUCAGGGGGAGCCCCUGCUAUGAACCCCAGCUCUGUUGGCUUCAGCAGGCAGUCCAACCUCAGUGCCAGGCUCUGUGUGGGCAUCCCGCAAGUCUGGGUUCUGCCCACACAGGACUCACAGACUGCCCCAGAACAAAAAGAAUGAAAUACUCCUGAGUCACUCCUCUGUGUGGUGGCUCUCCUGUCUAGUGUUAAAUUGGUCUGUUGUGAAGUUCUGUCUGCCUCUUCACCGACAAGUUCCUAUCUUUAGUGAAAACCCUCUCCAACUCUUCCACCAGCCCCUUCUAGGUCACCACUUCGUUAUAAUUUGCUUUCCCAUCAAGCAGCAGCACGAGUUCCUUUGUGCUUACCACGUGGUGGAGGACCAUGGGAUGCCGUCAGAGCUCGGAGGAGAAGGAAGCGGCGCGGCGCUCUCGGCGAAUCGACCGCCACUUGCGCUCAGAGAGUCAGCGGCAGCGGCGUGAGAUCAAGCUGCUGUUGCUUGGCACCAGCAACUCGGGCAAGAGUACUAUAGUCAAGCAGAUGAAGAUCAUCCACAGUGGAGGCUUCAACCUGGAGGCUUGCAAGGAGUACAAGCCCCUCAUCCUGUACAAUGCCAUCGACUCUCUCACCCGCAUCAUCCGCGCCCUCACCACUCUCAAGAUCGACUUUCACAAUCCUGAUCGUGCUUACGAUGCUGUGCAGCUCUUUGCCCUCACAGGGCCAGCUGAAAGCAAAGGGGAGAUCACUCCAGAGUUGCUGGGGGUCAUGAAGCGUCUGUGGGCUGACUCAGGGGUCCAGGAGUGCUUUCAGCGAUCCAAUGAGUACCACUUAGAGGACAACACUGCCUACUACCUGAAUGACCUGGACCGCAUCUCUGCACUCGAGUACAUCCCAACUGUAGAGGACAUCCUACGGUCCCGCGACAUGACCACCGGCAUUGUGGAGAACAAGUUCACCUUCAAGGAGCUCACCUUCAAGAUGGUAGAUGUGGGCGGACAGCGUUCAGAGAGAAAGAAGUGGAUCCACUGCUUUGAGGGCGUGACUGCAAUCAUUUUCUGUGUCGAGCUAAGUGGCUAUGACCUCAAACUCUACGAGGACAACCAAACGAGCCGCAUGGCCGAGAGCUUGCGCCUGUUCGACUCCAUCUGCAACAACAACUGGUUUACCAACACAUCGCUCAUCCUCUUCCUCAACAAGAAGGACCUGUUGGCUGAGAAGAUCAAACGUAUUCCUCUGACAGUGUGCUUCCCUGACUACAAAGGUCAGAACACCUAUGAGGAGGCAGCUGUCUAUGUGCAACGGCAGUUUGAGGACCUCAACCGCAACAAGGAGACCAAGGAGAUCUAUUCGCACUUCACCUGUGCCACUGACACCAGCAACAUCCAGUUUGUGUUCGACGCUGUCACGGACGUGAUCAUCCAGAACAAUCUCAAGUACAUUGGGCUGUGCUAGGACCUGAUGCUGGGUGGGGGUUGGGGGGUGGGAGGUAAGGUGGGCUGCUCGGCAGCAGUUGGCCCGCCAUCAGCCUGGAUAAACAAAAGGCAUGUCAGUCUGCCUGACCUUUGAAGAGGUGCAACAGAGACCUGCAAAGGAAAUGAGGUAGUCAGAUGGUCAGGGAUGGAUGAUACUGUAGAUUUAAGUGUUUCAGUUGAAACAAAAGAGCUGAUGGGCCAUGGUCAAGAUGGGAUUUUUACCCAAUGUGUUUGCACUGAAUAUGAGUAUGCAGAGACACCCAAACACACGCACACACACUGACACACAUCCUUAUGUUUGCUCACACACAAGAUCUUUGGAUUAACAGUCAAGCACUUGUUUGACAAGGCAACACUGGAAAUUUUAGACAACUACCCUUACCUGCCUGCCAAACCUGAGGUAGUAGGUCUGUACUGGUGGUUUUCGGUUACUUUUGUCUCCUUUAUUUUAUUUGCCAGAGUCAAUUAAUGCUGCUUUACAUGAAAAAUUUUGACAGAAUCAAUGUUCUCUUUUGGAUUUUCACCCUAACAAUGGUAACCAGUGAGUGCACCUGAUGAGACAUAGGGAGAGCCUGUAUCUCUGAGAAAAAAAAAAAGUCAGUAGACAUGAUGUCACAGGGUUUCUGCCUAAAAGAGGAAACUGCCACAGUGUAAAGCUGAAGUGAAAUACGUUUUCUACACACUAUUUCUGUUCUGCCCCGUGGUCGACUCUCUAAUGUUGUUUUUUCCCCCCUAUUUCUUUUAUCGUUUUUUGUGCUUUAAAAAAAAAAAGAAUAUGUCUCAUAAACCUGCCUUUUAUAGCAGGUCACUGACUUAUGAUACCAGGAGAGUGUUAUACUCGGUCGAGUCAAAAGUAUUCUUUAUGAUCAUUCCAGUUUCCAGCAAGAGACAACAAAAACAGUGCCAAGACCAAUUUGUAAAUAAAACCAGAUCCCAUCCAUUACGUUAAUUUUUGUUUUGUUUUUAUGGACAAAUACAUUAAAACAUGCAUGAUUUUGUUACUUUGGAAUACUAAUAUAUUUUCUUUGGAAUUAUGUUCCUCUUUUCUUAGGUUUAAAUAAUAUAUUCCCAAAAAUAUAUAUAAAAGUCAAACACUGUGUACGAUUGUACAGUUGUCAGAGAGGAAUCUAUUGAAAAGAGUUAUAUCGAUAUAAUAACAGUGACGAUGAUGUUAUGAUGAAAAAGAUGACUGAUGAUGAUGAUAGUGGUGAUGAUGAACACAAUAAUGUCAAAGUUAGCAUGAGUGGAGAAAUCGGAUCAAAGGAGAACAAGACUGUAGAAAACUAUGAAAGCGACGAAGCAGAUCUUGAGAGUUCAAUCUUCCUUGCAUUAUCUAAGUGGAAAUUGUUAAACAGCCAGUCAGUAUGAUGUGUAAAUAUACUGUAAGGUACACUCUUUGUUCAAACAAAUGAAAAUAAAGGUUGAGUUGGGAUACUGUAAGUGAGAUAAAGAGAGCGAGAGAAAGAGAAGGAGGAAAACCCCACUCUGCUCCUCCUCUUACCCUUUCUUUUCAGUUCAGAGGGUGAUGUGCAAACAACUCAGCUAAGGGCUUCAGGCUUGACUUUACGGGAUGUCCACUUCAACAAAAGACAAAACAAGUAAAAAAGAAAUAUAAAAAGGACAAUAACUAUGAAUAAAACAACUUAUGCAAA
Messenger RNA from Epinephelus moara (kelp grouper), 3642 nucleotides. RefSeq names its product guanine nucleotide binding protein (G protein), alpha z polypeptide (gene gnaz). Gene Ontology annotation, biological process: adenylate cyclase-modulating G protein-coupled receptor signaling pathway. The transcript is spliced from 3 exons. Gene Ontology annotation, molecular function: G-protein beta/gamma-subunit complex binding; GTP binding; G protein-coupled receptor binding. NCBI's taxonomy places the organism in Eukaryota, Metazoa, Chordata, Actinopteri, Perciformes, Serranidae. The coding region runs from base 903 to 1970 and encodes 355 amino acids. Gene Ontology annotation, cellular component: heterotrimeric G-protein complex. The record is from RefSeq and is a predicted model, not a curated record.